Molecule: messenger RNA, 2514 nt
Organism: Cygnus atratus (black swan)
Lineage: Eukaryota; Metazoa; Chordata; Aves; Anseriformes; Anatidae
Gene: PWWP2B
Product: PWWP domain containing 2B
Exons: 3
Coding region: 127-1908 (593 amino acids)
Cellular component (GO): nucleoplasm; nucleus
Source: RefSeq, a predicted model, not a curated record
UUCAUCAACUGUGCUGACAUCUUUGGCUAUACAAAGUGUGCUUGCUCGCUUGGUUGUCAUUUGAAAGACACCUACGUUCUCGAUUGUCUCUGUUUAAAAAGAAAAAAAAAAUCUUAGAACAAAAUUAUGUUCCAAACUUUGCAGUUUCAGCAGUUCAAUCCUCUCGACUCACUAGCAGUCCAACGUGGAGCUCCCCGGUCUGUCGUUCAGACUGUGCUCUUGCUUUCUUACUCUUUGAGUGAUGGGAAAGGACGUCUCGUGUUAGGGCCCAGGUCUGGGUUGUUUUGUCUUCCAUCCUCCCUCCCAAAGCAAGAGGAGCCUCCUGCCAGCGCCUGCACUAAUGGGGUUCCUGACGGCGGAGAUCCUGCGCAGGGCGAGAAGGAGCCGCAGCCGGCCGCUGGAAAGCCUCCCAAAGGCAGCGGUGAUGAGCAAGUGCCCCCGCUCCUGCCCCCGCCGCCGCCCGGCAGCCUGCCUCCCUACCCGCCCUACUUCGAGGGAGCUCCCUUUCCUCGCCCGCUGUGGCUGCGGCACACGUACAACCAGUGGGUUCCUCAGCCGCCACCACGGACUAUAAAGAGGACGAGGAGGCGUUUGUCACGGAACAGAGACCCGGGAAGGCUUAUCAUGAGCACUAUCAGGCUGCGGCCCAGGCAGGUGCUUUGUGAGAAGUGUAAGAACACUCUGAACCCCGAGGAUGAAAGCACGGCUAGGCAGAACGCUAAAACAAGGAGGAAGCUAAACAUUCAGGACAAGGAGCAGAAAAAGCACAGUGACUCUGACUACACGGAGAAAAGGAACAAAAGAGAAAAGAGGGAGGACGACAAAUUUUCUGGGGAGCUAGUGCAUCGAACGCCAGUUAUAAAAAUAUCCUACAGUACUCCACAAGGAAAAGGCGAAGUUGUAAAAAUCCCUUCCCGGGUUCACGGCUCAGUCAAACCGUUCUGCCCGGAGCGAAUACUGCAGAACGGAGAGGAGGACCAAGAGGAGAUCGGAGACUCCGAACGAUGUCGAGAAACCAAAUGUUUAAUGGACAAGUCAGCAGGCAGCCAGCUUGCUUCCAUUCCAAAACUGAAGCUCACGCGGCCGGUGCAUUCCAAUGCGGAUGUUCCACCUCCAAAGAUAAGGCUGAAGCCCCAUCGCAUAAAUGAUGGUCAGAGCGUUUCAAUUUAUAAAGCAGAACUUAUCGAUGAAAUAAAUGUCCUUCAGAACAGCAGGGAGACCAACCCUGCUGCAUUUUACAACGAUGAAUCCACAGACAGGGGUUUAGCUGAGAUCUCUUCAGGGAGUUCAGGUGAAGAUGACGACUUUAAAAGGUUUCCCCAAGGUAAAGAUGGACACGAUAACUUGGCUUUCCUUAUGAAUUAUCGGAAAAGAAAAGCAGAUUCUUCUAGUUUAUCGGUGUGUAGUAACGACAGUCUAGAUGAAUCCAAGUCUUCUAGUUCAGAAGUAACAUCACCAGAAAUGUGUGACUUUUUACCUGGUGAUGAUGCAUCUGUCUCUUCAUCUUCAAAAGAUGAGCGUAAAAUUGUGCCACCGUUAACAGUUAGACUACAUACCCAAAGCGUGUCUAAAUGCGUCACCGAAGACGGAAGAACUGUUUCAGUGGGGGAUAUUGUUUGGGGUAAAAUUCAUGGAUUUCCAUGGUGGCCAGCACGUGUUCUUGACAUAAACCUUAGCCAGAAGGAAAACGGGGAACCUUCGUGGCGAGAAGCCAAAGUGUCAUGGUUUGGUUCUCCAACGACUUCAUUCUUAUCUGUUUCAAAACUCUCCCCUUUCUCUGAGUUUUUCAAACUGAGAUUUAAUCGCAAGAAGAAAGGGAUGUAUCGGAAAGCUAUCACAGAAGCUGCGAAGGCAGUAGAGCAUCUGACUCCAGAAAUAAGAGAUCUCUUAACACAGUUUGAAACAUAACUUUGUCACCAGUAUCAGGUAACAGAAGAUAAGAGCACAGCUGUUCUCCUAGAGUGUCACGAAGUCUAAACAUCCUGACUUGCUCCCCAGGAGAAUCUGGAGGUUGCCAUGCACAUGACAGGAGGACGGGUUUCCUUGUCAGAUUGCACUGCUUAUCAUCCGUGAAAGGUGACAGGCACCUGGACGUGGAGCUAGGCGGCUCUUCUGGUGUGAGGCUGGCAGGAAAGUCUUAAGGAUUCCUUAACCUAAGAUGAGAAUUUGACAAGUCAUACGGCAAUGAAGUAGGAGAACAGCAAAAACCGCAACUUGGAAUGUAUUUAUUACCUAAAAGUUAGCUAUUCUUGAUAAAACCCCCAAAAUUAUUGCUGCUGCUUUAUUUUACUUACAGAUUUCACAAACUUGUUAAUUUUAAAGCUACCAAACUUUUACUCAAUGCUGUAUUCUGAGAAAUGUAAUUGGAGCAGGACAUGCAAUAGAACGAAAUCAUUGUAGUGUCUUAAGUACAAUGGACUCACUUUUGUGUCUAUUAAAACUUGGAAAAUGUGCAACACGUAACAAUGGGGCUAUCAUUGCAUAUAUUAAAGCUUUUUAAUGUCGUUUAUUGCA